AUGGUGUUCAUGCAAGGAAGCGAUUGGCAGCGGGAAGGGACGAGAAUUUCAUUAGAAUUGCAGACCCGUGGUUGGCCACCAUGUGCUUUGCAGUACUAUCACAAGCUUGUGUGCAUUAGCUUGACUUUCCGAGCUCCAUGCAAAUUUGAGUUUUUCUUUUUCACAAAGGAUUCCAAGUCACGCACAAUUUCCAACGAUCACAUCCACUAUCCGUUGCAAGCAUGGGGUGGGCAGAUGCCAUUGGAUGUUGUGUACCCAUUUACCAUGUGUCGCUUGGGCGCAGCUUGGAGGUUGGUGAAGUGCCCAGCAAAGCCGUUGGAAUUGCUGCAUCACUGGAACACAGAAGAGGGCACGGGCGCUGGAGAAUAUGUGAGAAAUGGCAGAGCGGCCAUGGAAUACUCACCAGGCACAGAGAGAUUGCCAGAGGAUGACUGGUGCUUAGCACUUCCUGUCAUGACGCAAGAUCGUGACACCGGAGACACGCGCAAUCAAAGGCUCCUAGCUGAGGGCCUGAACUCGGAAGACUUGCGGCUUCUUGGAGGAUAUGCUCGCAGUUUGCACCGUGGCGGUUAUGCGUCCUUUGCAGCACAUCUUCAAGAUGCGCCAUGCCAGCGGCGGCAGAAUCGCAUUUUGCAAGGUGAUCAAUUUGUCGGACUUUCAGACGGGCGUGUGGGUGUUUCCCUCCAACAUCUCCACCCCCUCGAGAUGCUCGAGACGCAGAACAGGCCGUGA
Symbiodinium pilosum is the source of this 732-nucleotide messenger RNA. The record is from the annotation of a GenBank genome assembly. Lineage: Eukaryota; Dinophyceae; Suessiales; Symbiodiniaceae.